Molecule: messenger RNA, 11232 nt
Organism: Drosophila arizonae
Lineage: Eukaryota; Metazoa; Arthropoda; Insecta; Diptera; Drosophilidae
Gene: upSET
Product: SET domain-containing protein upSET
Biological process (GO): regulation of DNA-templated transcription
Cellular component (GO): Set3 complex; Rpd3L-Expanded complex
Source: RefSeq, a predicted model, not a curated record
AUAAGCAAGUGAAUACAAAACAAAAUUUAAGUAUCAAGUAAAGCAAAAGCGACACAUUAAAACAAAAUCAAAGCUUGCCAUUUAAAUUAGUGUUGUGUACAAUGAAGUGAAACUAUAUAAUCAUUCACGCAAAUGGAACAUACAACGAAGGAUCGUUUAAUGAGUUAAAUUUAAAGCAGUUUCGUUGUGCUGGACAACAACAACAAUAAGAAGMAAAAUAAUAAUAAUAAUAAAACAACGACACACACCCGAAACCAGGAACAACGAGUGCUAAAAUAGAACUUGCAAAGCUACAGUUAAACGGGAGGCGCACCAAAACGGAAGCGUCGACUUGGUAGAAGUAGAGGCAAAAGAAAGAGAGACAAUACACGCACCGUUAUGUUUGUAAUGGCUAACAAUGUAAUGUGGCACAGUGUUGGAAAUCGUUUAUGCAAUUUGAAUGCGCGCCACCCACAAUUAGCAACCGCAAGCAGCGGUCAGGCAAACACCGCCGAAAAGAGCAUUUCUGGUUAUGCAUUAGGCCCCCAUAGGUUUGGGGGCACCAUCACCAAUAGAAGCAGCAGCAAUUGCAGCAGCAGCAGCAGCAAUAGGAACUGCAGUGCAACGCGACUAAAGUCACAAAAUACAAAAAUAUUAAAGCAACAGCAGCAGCAACAACAUCAUCGGCGGCCGCAGCGGGAAAAGCUUCUAGUGAAUAAGAUGUCUAGUGAGGCAGUGUUGUGAAAUGCCAAAAGUUAAUACACAGCGGAAACAGCAGCAGCAAAAAGAAAAGCAACAAAAACUUAGCACCAGUUAAAAGCAGCCUCCCCCGCUCCAUCUAACUUAGGUUUAAACCACUUCUAUAAAUAUAGAAACAAAAAAGAGAUAUAUAUUAAAAAAAAAAUAUUAUUUUGUGAGCAAUUGAACUUCGUAAAAAUGCCCAUGUCCACGCAUGAUACGGUCUUCGUGGAGCCUGUCGUUGGCAGCAGCAGCAGCAGCGGCAACAAUAGCAGCAGCAGUACCAGUAAUAGCAGCGCCACCACACGAAUCGGGAUCAGUGGGACACAGCAGCAGCAUCCGCCACACAUUGUGAUUGAUGGCAGCAGCUUGUCGACGCAGGCACAGCUGAAGCGGAUUAUGCAGCGGCGCAUGUCCAUUCAGGCGCAGCCCGCCCAGAAGUACGCGGUGCGUACGACAACAGCGCAACAGCAACAGCAGCAACAUUUGCCCCAGCAACAGCAGCAGCAGCAACAUGAAUUGCUCAAUCCGCAGAUCUACAAAAUUGUCACGACCGAUGGCAGCACCAGCAACGUCAUCAUCGACACCUCCGCUGCAACACCGCCGCAUAACUCGAAGCUGUUGCUCAGUAAUCUCACGGUGCUGUCCAAACAGGCGCCCGCCCUGUCCUCCCAGUCACAACACCAACAGCAGCAGCAGCUCAGCUAUGUGAAUGCUAAGAAUCUGCCGUAUGUGACGGCAACGCCYGCGCUCAAGCAGCAGCAGCAGCAAAAGUUUGGCACAAUUGGCGCCUACAAAGCUGUGAAUGCCAACGCCAAUGGCAAGCAGCUACAGGGGUACGCGCAGGCGACGCAGCAGGGUAGCGGCACGCCGGUCAUGCAGAAGGUAACGCUGGGCUCGCGGGUUGUGACGCGACUCCAGUCGUAUGUGCCGCCCCAGCAGCAACAGCAACAGCAGCAGCAGCAGCCGCCGCAGAUCAUUGUGCAGUCAGCGUCAGCGGCGCAGCAGAAAUACGUUAGCCGGCCGGCGAUAACGACAACGGCGGCGGCUCUGCUCAAGAAGGCCAAUCAGAAAAUAACAGUCAAGAGUGUUGGCAACAUGUUGCAACAGCAGCAGCAGCAACAACAGCAGCAGCAGCAACAUCAGCAGCAACAACAGCAGCAGCAGCAACAGUUGAAGGCAUUCAUCUCCUCACAGCAGGCAACACACAAGACAGCCGUUAAACCCAAAUUCGUCAAGCAGUACAGCAGCGCGUCCGGCGGCCUAUCCAUUGCUGCGGUGCCACAGCAGCAGCAACAGCAGCAGCAGCAGCAGAAUGCCUAUGGCAAGCAGCACCAACAGUUGACGCCCAAUAAGCUGAACAAACUGACUGCUAGCAGCAACACAAAAUAUGUAUUGCAACAGCAACCGCUGCAACAGUUAGCCGCCAACUUGCCGCAAGGCACGCAGCUGCAGCAGAAGACCACAACGACGGCUGGGGGCGGCAGCGGCGGUUAUAUGUUGCAGCAGUCGACGGCGGGAGCCAUCAAGUUUGUCAACUCACACGGCACCGUCAUCCAGCAGCAUCCGCCCCAGGGCCAGGUCAAGCGCAUUCACUACAACAGCAGCAGCAGCGACAGCAGCACCGACCACCACCAGCAGCAGCAGCAGCAACAUCAUCAAUCCUCCCUGAUCACAGACGAUGUGAUGAUUGUGAAUGGCACGCAGAUGACAGAUGAGCUCUCGGCGCGCAUUCUGCAGAGCAUGGCACAAAAGUCCUUUAGCCAGCAGCAGCAGCGCUUUCAGCAGCAGACAACACCAACAUCAACACCAACAACAGCAGCGGCAGCAGCAGCAGCAGCAGCAGCAAAUGCAAGCAUGCCACCGCCACAGCCAACGUCGACACCCACGCAAAUUAUAUACGGAGGAAAUAGCAGCGGUAACAGCAGCAGCAACAGCAACAACAACAGCAGCAGCGGUAGCAAUAGCAACAACAACAGCAACAACACUGUAACAGCAACGUCAAACAAUCUGCUGUUGAGCCACUAUCAAGCUGCAGCAGCAGCAGCAGCCGGCAUGUCGCCCAGCUCGUCGUCAACAGCAACAUUGACGCCAGCCUCAUCGCCAUCACCCUCGCCAGCCACGUCAUCGCCAGCAUCUGGCUCGUAUCUGACGGUGACUUCCUCCAGCGCGCCCUCGGUGAGCAUCUCUUCGCAUGGCUUUGCCAGCGGCAGUGCCGCAAUGUCCUCCUACAUGUCGGCGACGGCGGCGCGCCGUCAGUCGGUCAGUGCGCCCACCAGCCGAGCAACGUCGCUCGAGCGCAAGCAAAUCCAGCAGCAGCAACAGCACCUGCUCCACGAGGCUGUCACAGCAGCAGCAGCAAACAUGCGCAAACCGCCGCCCACUGUGGUCGAGUAUUACAAGCACAGCAGCAACAGCUUAAAUAAUUUAAACAGUGGACUGCGCAGUAGCAACUCCAGCACGAGCUUAAAUACAGCGGCGACAGCGUUGGGCUCAGCAGCGAGUCCACACUUGACGCCUGUGCACGUGGAGACAGCGACGCUUUUGAUGAAACCUCAGCAGCAGCAGCAACAACAACAACAACAACAGCAGCAGCAGCCACAACAACUGAACGCAAACGAGGAGGAACUGUACAUAGAGGAAGUGCGUCCAGUGCCUGUGCACACUCAAGACCUGCGUUUGCAGCAAUUGCACGCCAUAAUGCAGGAUCACACGUACGCCUCUCAGCAGCAGCAGCAACAACAACAGCAGCAGCAGCAGCAGCAGUUGGCGACCGGUGGAGCCACAGCCGCACAGCAAAUGCAGCAGCAGCAGCAGCCACAGCAGUGGUCCCUUGGCGGCAUUGGUGUCACUGUCAGCGGCCCCGCAACGACUCCGGGGGGCUUCAACAGUUUCUAUGGACAACAGAUGGGCCGCCAUGUGCCGCAUGAUGAUGACGCCCAGUCGGCUAUAAGCGGGAGCUCACGUCUGGCCAGCGCCGAUAUUGAUCCAGGCGAGGAGACGGAAACAGCGCCCGAGGCAGAAGCUGAGGAUGAUUCGGUUACCCGCUGCAUCUGUGAGCUAACCCAUGACGAUGGUUACAUGAUCUGCUGCGACAAGUGCUCCGCCUGGCAGCACGUGGACUGCAUGGGCAUCGAUCGCCUCAACAUACCCGAGGAGUAUCAGUGCGAGCUGUGCCAGCCGCGACCCGUGGACAAGGCCAGGGCACGUGCGCUGCAGCGCCAAAAGCGUCGAGAGCAUAUGCUGCUCGUGGCUACACAAGCGGCAAGUGGUGCGCCGACUGCAACGGGAACUACGGCAGCCGCUGUUGGCGCUUCAGCGGCAGCAUCAGCAGCCAAUUCAAUGGGCGGAGCAGCGACAGCGGCAGGCUCCCUGCUUUACAACAGCCAAGAGYUGCCGCAGCAGCAGCAGCAACAACAACAACAGCAGCAUCAGCAGCAGCAACAACGGCUCGGAGCCGGCCCGAAUGGUGGCUUCGGCCCAGCUGCUGGUGGCAUAACCAAGAAAUCAAAGAAAACCAAAGAUGGCGCAGCCGGCACGCUGAAGAAGAGCAAGAAGAGCGGCGACAAGCUGAAUGCCAGUGGCGGGUCAGCCGGCGGCACUGGAAGCUCCAAGUCGACAAAGAAGAGCAGCAAGCGCAAGAGCAAAUCUGGUGGCGAUGGCGCCGGGGGCAGCGGUCCUGCCUUGACUGCCGCCGAGAAGCAUGCUGCCAACUUGCGUCAGUGGAUUGAGCACUAUGAGUACGCCGUAACGAAUCAUUAUUCGCCCGAGUUGCGUGCCCGUCUGCAUGCCAUACAGAAGCAGCCCAGCCUGUUGCAAAGCAUACAGAAUACGGAGAAUAAGGCGCUGCGUCUGAUUGCUGGCGGCUGUGCCUCGGAGCUGGACAAGCGCGCCCAGCUGAUACCGUAUGCGGGCGCCAAGGUGUUGAUCAGCAGCGUGGAUCUGGCGCCGCAUUCGCCCAUCCAUGAGCUGCGCGGCAAGUACAUGCUGACCACGCAGUUUCGCACGCAGAAUCCCACCGUGAACAUGAAUACGCCGCCGCCGAGCAACUAUCUGAACAGCUUCAAGGUGCACAAGACGCCCGGACAGUUUGUGUUCUUCUAUCAGCUGCCCGGCGUGGAGGCGCCCAUGCAAACGCAUCAACAGCAGGCGAACCACCAGCCGCCGCCACCGUUGCCCGCCUAUCUCAAGGGACCCGAGGUGUGCGUCGAUACGCGAACCUAUGGCAACGACGCCCGCUUCGUGCGUCGCUCGUGCCGGCCCAACGCCGAGCUGCAGCACUACUUCGAGAAGGGCACACUGCAUCUGUAUAUUGUGGCGCUGACGCACAUUCGAGCCCAGACGGAGAUCACGGUGCGGCACGAGCCGCACGACCUGGCAGCUGUGGAGCAGAAGAAGUCCCACUCGGCGGUCAUACAGCCGACGAGCACACGGUGCGCCUGUGAUCUGGGCAGUGAUUGCCUGUUCGCCCUGCCCCUGGCUGUGCAACAGCAGCUGCAGGCGCCGCCCGCUCAGCCGCGCAGCAGUCAUCGCAACAAGGCCGCCGCUGCAGCCGCGGCAGCAGCAACGGCUGCCAACAGCGCCGCAGCGAUACAGCUGACCAUGGGCAUGGGCAGCACAGUGGCAGCGGCAGCAGCAGCAGCAGCGGCAACKGCACGCAAUCGCUCCACCUCCUCCAGUGGCGAGAGCAGCAGCCACAUGGGCCUCAACAGUCCGCAGCUGAGCCAGUUGAAUUUGGGCUUUAAGCCCAGUCCGGCUGCCACGAUGAGUACGAUGGGCAACGGCGUGACAGCGGUGGCAACUGCUGCUGCAAUGCUCUGUAACAGCAACAGCAACAGCGGCAACAGCAACAACUCGUGCUCCGUUUCCAUGUCCAGUGUGCUGCACGACUCGGGCAUUUGUACAUCGUCGUCAUCGCCAUCGGUGUCGAUUCCAUCGCCUACGCCCACGCAAUUGCAGUCGCCCACGUUGCAGCAGCAGCAGCAACCGGCGCAGCAGCAGACAUCGCUGCUGCAUCGCAGUCCAACACAGCAGCAACAGCAAAUACUCGCUGCAUUGCCGACACCUAUGUUGCUGUCGCCACAGCUGCUGCAGAAGCCGACACAGCAGCAGCAACCAUCGCUGUUGCAAAACCAGCAGCAGCAGCAACAGCAGCAACAGGAGCCGCUGGCGGUAAUUGCAGCUGCAGCAGCGGCACAGCGACCGAUGGCUACUUUCUAUUUGCAGCCACAGUCUCCGCACCAGCCACAGUCACAACAGCAACAGCAACAGCAAAUCAAUGUGCAGCGACAACAACAAGAACAGCAGCCGCAGCAGCAGCAACAACAGCAGCAGCAGCAGCAGCAAUACGCACAGCAGCAGCAACAGCUGGCUGAUGAGGCACGCAUGGCGGUUAGCGCAUUACAAACUUUACAUGCCACGCCCACAGCGCACAUGGCGACGCCCAUAAAAAUUACAACAACACAGCCGCUUAAGCAACAGCAGUCGCAGCAGCAGCAACAGCAGCAACAGCAACAUCAACAACUACAGCAAUUCCAAUUGCAACAGUCACAGCAACAACAGCAACAGCCAUCACCCCAGCAGCAAGCACAGAUUUAUCAGGCAUCAGUGUCGCCCACCAAAACGCCUUCAAAAGCGAACUCACAGCUCAACAACAACUGCAGCAACAGCAACAAUAAUAAUAACAACAAUAACAACAACAAUAGCAUCAAUUUAACUCCAACAACACGCAAAACGCCUGCAAAAGCAGCAGCAACAGCAACAACAAUUAAUAGCUCCGCCGUACGAGAGGCCAAGGUGGAGGAAUCGUCAACAGCUGCCAGCACGCCGGCAACAUCUACGCCCGCUGCCAAAAAGGACAAGCCAAAAUCUCGCGAGGAACGCAAGUUGGAAGCCAUUCUGCGUGCCAUCGACAAAAUGGAGAAGCAGGAGGCGCGCGGCAAGAAGGCCAGCGGCGGUGCAGCGGCGGGCGCAGAGAGUCGCCAAGUGGGUGGCAAGCAGCGCAUGAGCAAUUCGCCAGCAUCGCCGCGCAAACGCAAUGCCAGCAGCAAUUCCAUGAGUGAGUCGGCCGACGGCAGCUCUCUGAACUUGGGCACGCCCACYAGCACCAACAACAACAACAAUAACAGCAGCAAAGCUGGCGCAGCAAGGCGCAACAAAAAGAAGCGCAAAGUGAGUCGCAGCUACAACAACCACAACAACAACAACAGCAAGCGCAGAAAGAGUCUAAGUGAAUCGGAUGCUGAAUCGCAUACCGAAUCGGAGCUGGCUUCACCCGCUCUACAGAAUCAAAAUCUGAAUCUGAAUCAGCAUCAGAAUAUAAUGCAGCACAACAACAACAACAACAGCGUGCAACAGCAGCAGCAGCAGCAACAACAACAAUCUACAGAUCAGGCUGCGGGCUUGCUGCUGGCAUUGGCGCACAACAACUGCGAGCCCUUCAAGCCGCCAGCAGAAACGUCUGCGGUCAGCAGCGCCUGUUUGCUAAUUGAGGCAGCAAUGGGUCCGCUAGAGCAGCAGCCAGAGCAGCAGCAAUCGUUGCAAUCGCCAUCCGUUGGGGAGUUCAAGUAUCCGCCCAGUGGCGCCAAGACAAAGAAGUCGCUCAUGUCCAGCUGGUUUCAGUCGGAGCAAUGCGAGCAACAAUCUGGACUGGACAGUCUAGUCCAAGCAGCCAUGAGCGAAAUAAAUGGCUCCAGGGAGCAGCUGCAACAGCAACAGCAGCAGCAACAGCAACAGCAACAGAUGCAGCAAAUUCCCGCACAGCAAUCGCAGCAACUGCAAAUCGAUGCUCCAGCGUUGCUCAAAGUGGAGCAGUUCAUACAUCAAGUGGAGGCCACUGAGCGCUCGCAGAUGCCUUCCGUGCAGAACAAUUCGUCGGUGAAGAAGCGUUGGCUGCGCCAGGCCAUUAGCGAAGAGACAACCGAUGAGAAUCAGCCCCAGGCUACGGUGACGCCCACGCCCAGCAUAUCGCCGCUGCAGCACCAGCAACAACAGCUGCAGCAGCAGACGCCGCCUUUGCUCUCGAACGGCUUCAGCACGCCGUUGAAGAAGCGUCGUCUGGUGGUCGUCAGCAAUGGUGGGUUGGAGGCGACGGCAAGUGAGGAGCCGCACAUCGACGUCAUUGGCAGCGCCGGCGAGGAGGAGCACAAAGUGGAGCAGUUGGAGCAGGCACAGACGGAAGUGCUGAAAGUCGAGACGCAUCAGCACUUCGAGCAGGAUGAUGAUGUGGACAUCUUGCGGUCGCCCAGUCCCGGUGCACAGCAAAUCGUUGCCGAAGACAAUCUGGUCAAGAUUGAGCCGGAGGACACAAGUGCCGCAGCGGAGGAUGUCAAGAUUGAUGUGGAGCGUGAGGAGAGUCAAGCGUGUGACAAGUUUGAAGAGCUGAUCAAUGUUAAGCGCGAGAAGGAGGAACAGCAGCAACAGCAGCAACAGCAACAGCAGCAACAGCAGCAGCAGCAAGAGCAACAACAAGCCAUCGCCAAGGUGGAGCCUUUGCCAGAAGAGAAGCAGCAGGUGACUAAAGUAGAGCCCAAGGCGGAAAUUAAGCCGGAGCCAACAGCUAAAGUGGACCCACUGCCUGAGCCCAAGCCAGGUGAAUCGUUGCUGCGCACAGCAGCAAUGACUGCAAUGCCAGCAACAGCAACAACAGCCAUUGCAACGGCGACUGUGGUUGAGUCCAAGGCGACUGCCAAACCGCGCGCUGCAGCUGUGAAGGAUGAGGAUGAACCGCUUAAAAAGAAGCCCAAGUUGGAAACAAACUCAACAGCAGCAACAACAACAGCAGUAGCAGCUACAGCUGCAACCACAACAGCUGCAACAGUUGCUGCGGUAGCAACGUCAACCCCAACGGCGACGACAACAACAACAGCAACGGCAAUUGCUACGCCUGCAGCCAGCAGCAAAAACCUAACCGAGCUGGACAUACAGGAGCGUCUCUUAUCCUUCCAUGCUGAGAACAUAUCCUAUUUGCAGUCGCGCAAUAAGAAGGCAACUAGCAGCUGCUCCGGCCAGAGCAACAACAACAACAACAACAACAGCAGCAGCAGCAGCAAUAAUAUUGCAGCCGGCGUUGACUUGCCCACCAAAAAGUCCAGCAAGGUGAAGGAUGAGAAGCGUGAGCGCGACAAGCAGAUCAAGAAGUCGAAAAAGGACAAGAAGAAGUCAAAGGAGAAAGAUAAACUGAAGGCGGCAGCUAUUGCAGCAGCCUUGGCCGUUGCUGCGCCUGAGGCCAAAAAGAAGCAGCCCAAAGAGUCGAAGCAGCAAUUCCAGCUGCCAGCAGCUGUAGCAGCAACAACACCCACACCUGCAACACUCACACCUGUCACAGCGGCAGCAAUAACAGCAACAACGAAUGGCAAGACCAAACACAACAGCAACGUGCUCGAGCAACAGCAGCAGCAGCAGCGACGUCGCACCAUGUCAAUGUGUGUUACAGCAGGCACGCCUGCAACGCCCACAGUGCCAACAACUCCAGUACUAGGAGCCACAAAGAAGCGUCAGACCAACUUUGAGCAGGAGCUCACGAAGCCCAACAGCCAAAUACUCAGCAGCAGUCUAUUGCUCAAUACCAGCAAAACCCCGCAGCAGCAUCAGCAAACGGCAGCAGCAACAGCAGCAGCGGCGAUUGUUGCGCCAACAACAGCACAGCAGCAGCAUCGCAAGGAGAACAAUCAUCAUCAUCAUCACCAUCAUCACCACCAUCAGCCGCAGCAGCAGCAACAGCAGCAGGAGGCAACCGGUUCUAUGAGCUUGGCAGCGGCCAUCGCCAGCGGUAAAUUGACGCCGAUCAGUCGACGGCGCGAAUCUAUGUGCGGCAGCAGGCAGCAGGCGCUCAUUGCGGCCGCUAUGAAAAAGGAUAAGAAGGAAAAGAAGAAGAGCAAGAAAAAGGAUCGUGAGAAGAAGCAAAAGGAGAAGGAGAAAGGCAAGCAAAAGGAGAAAGACAAGGACAAGGACAAGGAGACGACAAAGGCUAAGGCCAAUAAUCAACAGAAGCAACAGCAGACGACUGCAACAGCUGCAAAUGCAAUGGCCAAUAAGACAGCAUUAGCUAAGCCGGCCUUAACAAAGCCAGUUACAGCCACGCCCACGCCCACGCCCCCUGUUCAUUCAGCGCCCAUAUCAGCUGCACCGAUACCUGUGCUAAUCACGCAACCAACAUUGUCAACGCCACCAACAGCAAUGCCAACAGCAGCAAUGUCAGUGCCACCUGUCGGUGCUCCCCUGCCGCAGCUGCCCUUCUACAACACCAUCUAUGGCAAGUUGCAGGAGCCGCCAGUGAUGCCGGCCAUUGCAUCGUUGGUGUCCUCGCCGCUGGCCAAAAUGAGCAGCAGCAGCAGCAUCCCUAGUUUGGCCGAGUACUUGGAGGCAACCAAAUCGAAGGCGGCGGCCGCAGCAGCUACAGCGACAGCCCAAACAGUCGUUGCUGUUCCACCAACAGCCGCAGCCGCUACAGCAUCAAUUGCCAUGGCAGCUAGCAAUGGGCUGGCUACAGCACUGGAGAGCAUGCCGCCGCCAUCGACAACGCCGCUCAAGCUCUACACGCGCACUGCCAGCCAUGAUCCCCGCUUAAAUCCCAUGCUGACCGUGCCGGAGCCAGCGCCGAUGCCGAAACGCAAGCUGUCGAUUAGCGAAUAUCGCAUGCGGCAUCGCCCCUCGGUCGACACUGCGCCCACAACUCCGACGACGCCGACAACGCCAACGGAGCGCUGCUUUGCCAAGCCGCAGACCAUUAACAAAUGCUCGCUGCAGUCGCCAGAACGCUACCAGGCGAUGCGGGAUCGACGCAAUUCCAUCAGCGUCCAUCAGAAUCAGAACAACGGCAGCAGCAGCAGCGGCGGCGACAAGAAUCAUCUCUACCAGCAACAGCAGCAGCAACAGCAAUCCUCCUCGACGCUCAAGGGCAACCCGAAGAACUCCGUGCUGAAUUCAGCAGCGGCAACGCUGAGCACGGUCAACAGCAUCCUGAGCACUGCUCACAAGCUGCACAUGUUCGAUGACAAGCCCAAGGGUGGCCACUUCAAUGCGGCACCCACGUUGCUGGAGCAGCAGCAGGAGAAGAUGAGCGAGCGCUCGCGUUGUCUGCAGCGCACAAUUUCCUGUGAUUCGCGUGUCAUUGAGCGCCUGGGCGCCGGUGCAACAGCUGGUGUCAGUGCCAGCCUAGUGGACAAAGUGACUGGAGCGAGUGGUAGGCGUGAUGCAACAUAGAGGCUAUGAACAGGCAUUAAAUCAAAACGAUGAAAGCAGCAGAUCCUUCGGAUAAACCGAAAAUCUAACCUCAACUCGAAAUAGCAAUCAAAAUCUGGAUAUUGAAAACAAUCCCUGGCGUAUCAAAUGAUCUAUAUAUAGAUAUAUAAAUCUAUAUAUGUAAAUCAUAUAUAUGCUACGCGGCUCUCCUUAUUUAAACAAAUGUACAGCAAAUCCGGACAUAGAAAUACAAAGGCAGUCACAGAGAAAUUGAAACCUUAUUAUUUGUGUUGUAAACGCUAUAACUCGCUAUAAUUAAUACUACUUAAAAAU